UUAGUAGGGCUCCACAACACUGUGAGAUCGAAGUAUUAAAAUCUCUUAAUAUUAAGUAUACCUGAAUUCAUUUAGUCACCAAGACAGAUUUCCAAAAAUGUCAACGGAAUGGAAGGCCAUAAAACCAUUAAAACCUGCUGUGCUAGCUAGUCCCUGCUAAUAGAAUUAAACCUCCAAUCGUCCAUUAAUGUAUGGUGUCAUCAAUCUUCUUCACUAACCUACGGUUCUCAUCGCCAAGCUUUCUUCAUUUCUCUUCCUGGAUACUACCCUAGGACCACAAUAUCAGCAGCAAGUCAUAGCUGUAGCUGCGCAGCUUUGAUCUAGCAUGAUAGGUUUCAACGGACCGUCAGCUGUUGCUAAGUUAUGGAUUAUGCGACCGGUUUAUCUUCUGCCAUGUGCUGGAUGCCUAGAGCGGUCAGAUAAGCGCACAAACGGAGAUUCAUUUCUUAAAAAUCGCACCACUUCUUUUAAGGUAGACACCAACAUUUGGAUUGGAGUAGGAGAACUGAGGAUGGACGUUGAGGUGAGUAAAAAUUUCUAUUUUGGAUUAAUUCAUUAACUGUUAGACUUAGUAUUAGAUUCAUAAAUUAUUUGAAAAUCGCUGUUAUUCAAAUACGUUUUAAACUUGAAAAUACGUAGUUUGUUAUGGAAUAAAAAAGAACUCGGCCCGAUUGAAAUCAAUUUGAAAAGUCAUAUUGAGAAAAUGUUUGCUACUUGCGCUGUCGAUUUCUAUCGUUAGGUGUCGUUGCUCGGUCUUUUUAUCACAAAAAAGAAGCGGGCCGAUCAAGGGAAAAAAUAAAUUUUUGGAAAAAAAAGAAGAGAAAUCCCGACAAUAUUGACAACGGGAGCUCUUUUAACCCGCGGGAUCUUAUCCCUCUCCCCCUCCUUUUUUUUUCAUUUCUCCUCCUUUUCUCUCUGCUAUGAGCGUCGGCUCUUGAACAGAAAAAUUGAUUCAUCGACUUUCCCCAUGUCCAUUCCCUCUUUUGCCUUUGCGGAUCCAUGGCUGCUCUCCCUGCCCUGCUCAAGAUCCAAUGAUGUUGGACGCAACCAUUCGGAUCUCAUAUCUCUCUAUAACAUCAUAUACAUUUUUUUUUUUUCUCUCUCUCUAGCUUGCUGCCGGCCGGACAUUGAAGAUAUCCGUGCCCAACCUUUUUUGUUAGAUUCUCUUGUCAACCGGAUUCAUAUCAAAUGUUGAACAUGAUUCUCUCUCUCUCCCCCCGCCGGUCUUCCGAUAAAAAAAGGUCAAACCUCCAUACCUUUUUCCCGUGAUUUCUUUUGGAGUCGACGAUAUUAAAUUAUUAUAACUGCCUUACACAUAGUGUACGUUCGGACUUGUAUGAUUGCUGCUGAACUGAAAUGUUUGAUUUUUCCAUUCUUCACAGAGAAAUGGACUGAGCCAUCGCUCGUGGGGGUCGAGAGGGCAAGCAGCAGCACAAGGUCUUCUUUAAUAUUCGAUUAACUUUUUCUUUUCAUUGACGUAACGUUCCGUUUGAUCCGACAGAGGCCCACUAAUAUAUCCGUUCCCAAUUAUUUUGAGGGCCAAAGAAAAACAAAUUUGCCGCCUGAAAUUUUUGCGCACUGACCCACAAACGGUUGAAGAAACUGAUUGGCGAUCUAUGCAAAAGGGCGACGUGCGUGACGACCGAUGAUCUAAUAAUCUUUGAUCCGCUUCUAAUCAUGUCAUCCUUUUUUUUUUGUUUUUCUCGUUGGGCUAUAGAAGUGGAGCAGGCAAACGGCAGAGUCACGUAGCUGCUAGAGCCUAUACACAAUAAGAAGCGAUUAGCUUUUCAUAUAUCUUUUUAGCUCUGACCGCCCCUUGUCGAAAAAUCACGAUAAACUAUUUUUGUGUGGUUAGUCAACAUAUUUUGUAGGCUCAUCGUGUCAAAGUCACAGUCGGGAGAUUAUCGUGAUCUAAAGUCGAAUUUCCGUGAUUUUUUUAUUUUUUUUUUGUGUCGAGUAACGCCACAUAAACAGCUUAGCAACCGAAAUCUUUUUUUAAAAAAGGAAAUGUCGAAAUUUUAGUUUGCUGGGGUUUUUUUUUGUACCCAGACAUUCCUGGAUCAACAACAACAAUUGAAAUUAAUUAGAUUUGGUAGGAAGUUGUCGAGUAUGUUGUUGUUGUUGUGUCCGGAUGGAUCUCGCUGGCGGAUUCAUUUCGCAGGAUUCUUUUUUUAUUGAGCGCAAGUCGCGUAAGAGAGAAAGGGGCGGAGCUGGGGUGACUCCGCCCUCCAUUACACGCACACACACACACACCGGGAGGGGUAGCGUGUAUAGAAAAGAGCGAGAGAGAAACGGGGAGUUAGUGAAUCUCCACCCUCACGGACUCGUCGGAAUGAAAGUAGAGUUUCAAAAAGUUGCUCUCCGGCGCGUGACACCGUCAGUGAGGUGAUACAAACCGGCCGGGAUAGAACUCCCACCGUUUCUUGUGUCUCUGCUCUAUCAACAACCCCCAACGACAAUUGUUGUACUCCCGCGUGAGAGAUUCUAAAAUCCAGAACAAUUUUUGUUUUAUUAGCCAAGGGAAGGAAAAAGAGAUAUUUGUAGGUUUGAUUGAUAUUUUUCAUAUCGGAAUGAAUGCCGAUGUAGUGGCCGCCCCGAGCAGCACAACAACUUCUCUCAUCGACAACAACAACCUGACGGUGUUGAACCGUCACAUGGCCCACAUGGCGGAAUCGGCAAUUCAAAACCCCACCUCUUCAUCCUCAAAGAAUUCAGCCGACGACUGCCAGGGCAGUCAACAAUUGAUGUCGUUAUGGCGUCCGAUCAUGUGCCGAACGAGUCAAAUGUUCCCGCCACCGCUUCCACCGCCAACGACAACAACGCGAAAUUCAAAUCCGACCGCCACCGACCUGUCGAUGUUGACAGCCAGUAACAGCAUCCAUCCCUAUCUCCACUCCAUCAGCGUCGAUCCGUCCAAGACGACGACGACGACGACAGCUUCACACCACAACAACAACAACACCACCAGCAAAAACUGCUCGUCCCAUCAACACAACAACAACAACAAAAUCUCGAUCGACUCUCACGCCCAUCUCGCCUCACCUACGACUUCGAGUAAAUCAAUUCCGGUUCAUUGCGUGGUGAUGAACACGACGACGCCGUGUUACUUGGCUGAUGCAGCCAUGAUCUCUUCGCCAACUUCGCCAGGUGGAAUGGAAGGAGGAGCUUCGACUCCCAACAGUAAGUCGACGCCCAAUUUGACUGAGGAAUCGGUGGAUGUCGACAGUUACGCCAUCAUUCCAGCGUCGACGUUAUUUAACCAAAUCGUACCCGUCGUCCUUCGUAAACUCGGAUACUCGGAUGACGUCAUCUUUAACGCAACCGGUUGGCUGAUGAUGAAAAACUGGAGGCCAUUGAGUUUGACUCAAAUCGCCAGCAGCGAUCGGGACACUGUCGGCGGAGUUCUCGGCGAAUUGACCACAGUUGCCACACUCCGCAUCUACAUCAGAAAAAAUUUUAGUGGCAAUUCGAGCCACCAGUCGGAAAUGAAGAACAAAGUAUUACGAUGGCUUAUGACUCAAAGCCAACAUUUGAUCAACAACGGCCGUUUCCCCCUAGACGAGAAAUGGCAGCAAAAAGUGAUUAGAGGAGAGAGACCCACCACACCGUCGGCCGACACUCGACGCCAAUUCGACGCUUGGUUUCAACAGGAAAUGAUCCGUCCCAGUCCCACCAUAACCUCAACUCAACAACAACAGCAGCAGCAGCAACAACAGCAACAACAUUUGAUUAUGACGAGAUCCAGCAACAGCGAGAAAAUUGGUCACCAUCACCACCGUCACAGUCCCAGCAACAGCACUAAUGAUCCGUCGGCUGGAUCGUUGGCCGAAAACAACAACAACCUUCACCUUUGCAUGUCCUCGACGUCCGUCGGCGCCGGACUCCAUUCGUCGUCAUCCUCGUCCCAAUUGUCUCGCGAUGUUUCCGCAAUGGCCUCGGCUGCGGCUCCUAGGGUCCGCAUGAGGACAACAUUCGAUCCUGAACAGGAACUGCCUCGGCUCCAGCGCUGGUUCUCUGAGAAUCAACACCCGACCCGCUUCCAGCUCCAACUCUACGUCCAGGAACUCAACGAAUUGGAGUCGAGACGAGGCCGUAAACCGCUGGAUGUCAGCAAUUUAGUUUAUUGGUUCAAAAACGCCAGGGCGGCGUUCAAACGCGCAGAGGUCCGCGGCGGAGGCAACGGCCAUCAUCACCAGCACUUGGCUGGCGGAAGAGAAUCCAACGGAGGAAUUGGAGGAGGAUCCUGGAUGGCCGGCCAAUCUUUGCGCGAGGGACUUUUGCUUUCCUCUUCCGGCGGCGCUGGAGAAGAGGAGGAAGAAGAGAGUUUGGAUGGAGAUCAUCGCCACCGUCGCCGGAUGAUGGAUGAAGAUGAAUUGGAUCAUCCGAUCGACGAGGAGGAAGAGGAAGAAGACAUGGAUGAGGAGGAGGAAGAAGAAGACGCCAGUUCUUCGGUUUCUGACCGUUCCAGGCGGAGUUUCACUUCGACACAUCCAUCGAUCGCCAUUCCGCUCAAAUUAGAGCCGCUGGAUCUCAACCGCAGCAGCAGCUGUGACGAACGUGACGUUAAAGUCAAUCACGAAGGAGAUGGUCAACGCCAGGGGGCCGAUGGCGAUCCGAUUGCGGAACAGCAGGCGAUGGAUCAUCCGGCCGUCCAGCCCAACGGAGUCGAUGACGGCGGAGAUUUAGACGACGACGAGGAUUUGGGGUCGCAGGCCUCUGGCGAUUCCGAUUCCGACUUGGAAGAUUACGCCGAGAAUUUGUCGCUGUCGAAACAUCCAGCGGAUGACGGCCACCACGGCAAGAAAGUCGAUCCGCUUUCGCAACACAACACGAGCGGAGGUUCAUCCAGCAGUCAGGACUACGCGGCGGCGGCAGCUGCAGCGGCCGGAUCCAGCGGAGGCGGAAGUGGUGGCGGAUAUUCCGGAUUCGCCGGCCUCAACUUGAGUCACGCACAACUUAAUCCGCACGGGCUGGUCUACAUGACAUCACCAUACCUUCAGGGCAUCGGAUCUUCGUUGUUGCAUCACCAGUCGGCGGCUGCUGCAGCGGCUGCGGCCGCCGCAGCCGCCGGACUGGCCCAUCACCUCCACCACCAAUCGUCUUCCUCCUCGUCCCGUGGCGGCGGAAGCAUCGGAAUGGAUCCGUUGAGUCUGACGUCAUCGUCUGGCGGCGGCAAUUGCAGCGACGACCGUCGUAAACGCAAUCGGACGUUCAUCGAUCCGGUGACGGAAGUGCCGCGAUUGGAGCACUGGUUUUCUCUCAACACGCAUCCGUCGCACUCACUGGUCCUCCGCUACACGGACGAACUCAACCGCCAACCCUAUCGGCUCAAAUUCCCCAAAUUGGAGCCGAAAAAUGUCCAAUUUUGGUUCAAAAAUCGACGCGCUAAAUGCAAACGGCUCAAACUUUCACUCUGAAUUUGAAUUUCAUUGCGAGUCCGUUCCCCCCUCCGUUGUGGGGGGGGGGCUCGAUUUUGUCUUUUGUGUUUUUAUUUGACGAUUUAAUGGCCAUUUGUUGAUUAUCUUAACUUUUGUGAUGUUUGUGUCAAUCCAACCCCCUCGAUUGUUUUUUAUUUUCUCUUUCGGUCCUAGUCGUCACAUUUUUUCUUGUUCCGUUUUUGACGAUUCCGUCUGUUUUGUGUCGAUUUUAAGAAAAAGGCAAAAAUAUUUUCCCUCCGCCAUGAUUGUUUCGUCAUUUGUGUGUUGAUGGACCUCGUCAAUCUUUUUUGUGUUUCAAUGUCCUCCCUCCCAUUCUGUUAUUCUAUGAAAGAAAAUAAUGAAUGCAAAUUUUUUGAUGAUGAUAAGGAAAUAAUCUCUCGUCAUGUGGCAAUGUGAUGUUCAUUACCCAAUCACCUGAAUCCUCGCGAAUGUUUGUGUGUGUGUAAAAGUGCCAUUUGUUUAAAUUUUUUUCCUCCCCCCCCCUCAAUUUGUUUAUUUUUUGAAAACACACCCCAACAAAUAAAAACCUUAAAAAAUAAAAAUAAACGGACUAAAAAAAAAA
Molecule: messenger RNA, 6000 nt
Organism: Daphnia pulex (common water flea)
Lineage: Eukaryota; Metazoa; Arthropoda; Branchiopoda; Diplostraca; Daphniidae
Gene: dve
Exons: 10
Coding region: 2571-5417 (948 amino acids)
Biological process (GO): chromatin remodeling; regulation of transcription by RNA polymerase II
Molecular function (GO): DNA-binding transcription factor activity, RNA polymerase II-specific; RNA polymerase II cis-regulatory region sequence-specific DNA binding
Source: RefSeq, a predicted model, not a curated record